GCUCGCGUGAGCCCGCGCGGCCGAGACCUCUCGGGUUCCUUCGGGGAAGCAGGAGGAGCAAGACCCUGAUCCAGCGAAGGAGAGCGAGCAAUGGGAAAUCCAGAAAACAUAGAAGAUGCAUAUGUUGCUGUUAUUCGUCCAAAGAAUGCUGCCAGUCUCAAUUCUCGGGAAUACCGAGCUAAGUCAUAUGAAAUUUUGUUGCAUGAAGUUCCCAUUGAAGGACAGAAAAAAAAGAGAAAGAAAGUUUUGUUGGAAACUAAACUUCAAGGCAACAGUGAAAUAACACAAGGCAUAUUAGAUUACGUAGUAGAAACCACCAAACCAAUUUCUCCUGCAAACCAAGGUAUCAGAGGAAAACGAGUGGUACUAAUGAAAACAUUUCCUCUGGAUGGAGAGAAGAUGGGGAGAGAAGCAGCAUUAUUUAUUGUUCCAUCAGUUGUCAAAGAUAAUACUAAAUACACAUAUACUCCAGGAUGCCCAGUUUUUUACUGCUUACAGGAUAUUAUGCGAGUCUGUAGUGAGUCCAGUACUCACUUUGCUACACUUACAGCAAGGAUGUUAAUAGCCUUGGAUAAGUGGUUAGAUGAACGUCAUGCACAAUCUCACUUUAUUCCAGCCUUAUUCCGACCUUCUCCUCUCGAGCGGAUAAAAACUAAUGUCAUAAACCCUGCAUAUGCUACUGAAUCAGGUCAGACAGAAAACUCACUACAUAUGGGCUAUAGUGCCCUAGAAAUAAAGAGUAAAAUGUUAGCCCUAGAGAAAGCAGAUACCUGUAUUUACAACCCUUUGUUUGGAUCAGAUCUGCAAUAUACAAACCGGGUAGAUAAAGUGGUAAUAAAUCCAUACUUUGGUCUAGGAGCUCCAGACUAUUCAAAAAUCCAAAUUCCCAAGCAGGAAAAAUGGCAGAGAAGCAUGAGCAGUGUCACAGAAGACAAGGAACGACAGUGGGUAGAUGAUUUUCCUCUCCACCGAAGUGCCUGUGAAGGAGAUUCUGAAUUACUAAGCCGACUUCUCAAUGAAAGAUUUUCAGUCAACCAAUUAGAUAGUGACCACUGGGCACCCAUUCAUUAUGCAUGCUGGUAUGGAAAAGUUGAGGCUACUCGCAUAUUGUUAGAGAAAGGAAAGUGCAAUCCAAACCUUUUAAAUGGACAACUUAGUUCUCCUCUUCAUUUUGCUGCUGGAGGGGGACAUGCUGAAAUAGUACAGAUUCUCCUAAACCAUCCAGAAGUUGACAGACACAUAACAGACCAACAAGGAAGAUCCCCAUUAAAUAUUUGUGAAGAAAACAAACAAAAUAACUGGGAAGAAGCUGCAAAGUUGUUGAAGGAAGCCAUUAACAAACCAUAUGAAAAAGUUCGAAUAUACAGAAUGGAUGGAUCAUAUCGUUCCGUUGAAUUGAAGCAUGGGAAUAAUACCACAGUACAGCAGAUAAUGGAAGGAAUGCGUCUCUCUCAAGAAACACAGCAAUAUUUUACAAUUUGGAUUUGUUCAGAAAACCUCAGCCUUCAACUCAAACCGUAUCAUAAACCCUUGCAACAUGUUCGUGACUGGCCAGAAAUUCUUGCUGAAUUGACUAAUUUGGAUCCUCAAAGGGAAACACCACAACUUUUCCUAAGAAGAGAUGUAGGACUUCCUUUAGAAGUUGAAAAGAAGAUUGAAGACCCACUAGCUAUUCUUAUUCUCUUUGAUGAAGCCAGAUAUAACUUAUUAAAGGGCUUUUAUACAGCUCCUGAUGCUAAACUGAUAACAUUGGCAAGUCUACUGUUGCAAAUAGUUUAUGGAAAUUAUGAGAGUAAGAAACACAAGCAAGGUUUUCUAAAUGAAGAAAAUCUGAAAUCCAUUGUACCUGUUACCAAACUGAAAAGUAAGGCACCUCACUGGACAAAUCGAAUACUUCAUGAAUACAAGAAUCUCAGUACAAGUGAAGGUAUCAGUAAAGAAAUGCAUCACCUUCAGCGCAUGUUCUUGCAGAACUGUUGGGAAAUACCUACAUAUGGAGCAGCAUUUUUCACAGGACAGAUAUUUACAAAGGCAAGCCCUAGCAAUCAUAAAGUUAUCCCUGUGUAUGUGGGAGUGAACAUAAAAGGACUUCAUCUCCUCAACAUGGAAACCAAGGCUUUACUCAUCAGUCUUAAGUAUGGUUGUUUUAUGUGGCAAUUGGGAGAUGCUGAUACUUGUUUUCAGAUUCAUAGCAUGGAAAAUAAAAUGAGCUUUAUAGUACAUACAAAACAGGCUGGCCUCGUGGUAAAACUGUUAAUGAAGCUAAGUGGACAGCUAAUGCCUACUGAAAGAAGUUCAUGAAAGGAAGGUAGCUGGUACUCAAGCCACCACAUUUUGUAGUUUUCAGAGUUUUUUCCAUGAAAGAUUUCUUAAAUUGUACUUUUAACAAGGCAUUUAGUCUCUUGUAAUAUAUAUGUAUACUAUUACAUUGUACAGAAUCUGUACUUAUGUUUGGUGUGUAAUAUACCAAUUAGUUUUAUAUAAUAUCCUCAUAAGCUAUUCUAAUUUUUGAGAGAAACACACAAAGUGUAGAUUAAUAGUCUGUAUAAAAUUAGACAAAAUAGUAAACUUUUUUAAAAGUUAUUUUUGGUAAUGGUAAUGAAUUUGGCGUGGAAUGUGAUAAGAUUAAAAUGUAUGACUGUUAUUUUAAAGUAUACUGAAAGUCAAUAUGAUUUGAAUAAAGAAAAUGUAUUUUCUACUUGA
Carlito syrichta (Philippine tarsier) is the source of this 2703-nucleotide messenger RNA. It is a transcript of the gene KRIT1, whose product is annotated as KRIT1, ankyrin repeat containing. The transcript is spliced from 17 exons. The record is from RefSeq and is a predicted model, not a curated record. Bases 91 to 2301 code for a protein of 736 amino acids. Gene Ontology annotation, cellular component: cytoskeleton; plasma membrane. Gene Ontology annotation, biological process: cell redox homeostasis; regulation of establishment of cell polarity; negative regulation of angiogenesis. Gene Ontology annotation, molecular function: protein binding. Lineage: Eukaryota; Metazoa; Chordata; Mammalia; Primates; Tarsiidae.